AUGGAGUAUAAAGACAUUGGCGAGUAUGUUAACAAGUUGAGGUCAAAGUGGGAAACUAAUGGUUGCACAAUCAUGUGUGACGGAUGGACUGGCCUGACCAGAUUGUCUAUCAUAAACUUCAUGGUAUACUCUAAGGGAAAGACAAUUUUUUUGAAGUCCGUUGAUGCUUCAGACCAUAUAAAGAACUACAAGUAUAUUUACAAAUUAUUAAGGGAUGUAAUCAUGGAGGUGGGAGAGCAUAAUGUUGUCCAAGUCAUGACCGACAACGAUUCUGCAUUUGUCAAAGCUGGAAAAAAGUUAAUGAAGCAUCAUAAUGUGUUUUGGACAUCAUGUGCAGCACAUUGUAUUUAUCUCAUGUUUGAGGCAAUGGGAAAGAGAGAGAAUAUUGCUAAUGUCGUAAAAAGAGCUAGAACGAUCACAAAUUAUAUUUACAAUCACAAUUGGUUGUUGGCAAAGAUGCGUGAAUUUUGCAAAGGAGAAAUUAUUCGUCCAACUACCACUCGAUUCGCCACCAACUAUAUUGCAUUAGAUAGCCUACUUAAGAAGAAAGCAGGGUUGAAGCAACUAUUCACUAGUGACGAUUGGGCCAACCACGAUUUCAACCGCUCAAAUGCAGAACAUGUGUGCCAAGUGUUUGAACCUCUUUACAAAGUUUUACGGAUCAUUGACACAGAAGUGCAUCCUACUAUGAGGGCAAUAUAUGAGUUUAUGCGUGUAGUGAAGGAGGACUUGGAAAGAAAACAUGGUGCAAGACCCAGUGUUGGAAAUCAUGGUACCCUUAUACGUGUUGUACAUAAUGUAUACUCUAAAUUAGACCCUGCAUCACCAGCAGUUGGCCAAUAUGGAAAUGAGCUAACAUGGUUUAAAGAUGCAAGAAGAACUUUUGGAGAACCAACAUCAGUUGCUGCUCGAACAAAAAUGUCUCCUAUUGAAUGGUGGAUCAUGUAUGGGACUGAUGCACCAACUGUGAGAAAGUUAGCAAUCAAAGUAUUAUCACAAACAACUUCCUCAUCUGCUUGUGAAAGAAAUUGGAGUACAUUUGCACUCAUACACACAAAGCAAAGAAAUAGUUUGGCUCAUAGUAGGUUGGAAAAAUUAGUUUAUUGCUACUACAACAUGAAGCUUCAAAUUCGAGAAAAGGAAGAAGAAAUAGAUCAUGUCAACCGUGGUGACCCACGAGAUGUGUUUGAUAUUGUUGCUGAAGAUGAUGAUGCAGAGGGUAACCAACUUUAUCAAUGGAUUAGACCUCUUCAUUUAGAUUAUGAUGAAGGCAACCCAGCUCUAAGAGUUGUUGAAGAAGCACGUAAUGAAGGGAUAAAUGUAGAAAGAGUAUUAAAGGAGGAGGUGGGAUCUAGUAGCGCUAACUCUUUGGAAGAACUUUUGCGCCCAAGACCAAGAAACACUAGAAUUCCACCUUCUUCCAAUCCUACACAACCACAAGAUCCUGCUGAUACUAAUGAUAGCUCUAGUACAAGAUCAGGAGACUCACCUACCACCGGAGGUGGGAAUGAUGAAUGA
Messenger RNA from Pyrus x bretschneideri (Chinese white pear), 1518 nucleotides. RefSeq lists its product as uncharacterized. Bases 1 to 1518 code for a protein of 505 amino acids. Lineage: Eukaryota; Viridiplantae; Streptophyta; Magnoliopsida; Rosales; Rosaceae. Gene Ontology annotation, molecular function: protein dimerization activity. The transcript is spliced from 5 exons. The record is from RefSeq and is a predicted model, not a curated record.